AUCAAUGGAGGAAUAACCCGUCUGAAAAUGUGUCUACUACUGGACCCUGCAAAAUUGAAGAGAAACUUGGUUCAGCAGUAGACAUGUAUUGUGAUGUUGAUUCUUCAAAAUUUAGCUCUAUUUCCUGGUUUCACGAAUUCCGAGGUAAUUGGGUUCCAAUCGUAACGGAAAAUAAUCCAAAAUGGAGACCGACUGUCUAUCUGGCUAAGGGAAACAAAAAAUUGACUCUCCUCAGCACUUACAUUGAUAAUGUUAAUGGUGAGGAGCUUGAUGCUGACUCCCUGUACAAUAAAAACACUAAUGGCCUCUACAGGUGCAAGGCAGUAGCGGAAACUGAACAUGAUUUACAUGAAACACGCACCAUUGAAUUGGAGCUAUAUGAAUGUGCUCGAAGGCAAAAUGUGUUUGUGCAUCUUACGUUGAACAAGGUGCUUACAGACUUGGGUAGGAAUGUAACAAGUUCGUGUGUGGCAGACUAUGGCUGCUACAGUGUUAAACCGUACUCUGCUGACUGGUAUCUGCAACGGGGACCCAACUACACAAAAGUAUCAGAUCUGAAGGGCGGCAGAUACCAUGUGACCUCAAAUGUCAG
Messenger RNA from Mizuhopecten yessoensis (Yesso scallop), 592 nucleotides. RefSeq lists its product as uncharacterized. The record is from RefSeq and is a predicted model, not a curated record. The transcript has 2 exons. NCBI's taxonomy places the organism in Eukaryota, Metazoa, Mollusca, Bivalvia, Pectinida, Pectinidae. The annotation marks the transcript as partial.